This is a messenger RNA of Ylistrum balloti, 11566 nucleotides long. RefSeq lists its product as uncharacterized. Gene Ontology annotation, biological process: negative regulation of transcription by RNA polymerase II. The record is from RefSeq and is a predicted model, not a curated record. The coding region runs from base 1 to 8943 and encodes 2980 amino acids. The transcript has 28 exons. NCBI's taxonomy places the organism in Eukaryota, Metazoa, Mollusca, Bivalvia, Pectinida, Pectinidae. Gene Ontology annotation, molecular function: transcription corepressor activity.
AUGGGGAUGUACCCUGCCCUUGGAAAUAGUAACCAAAGGGCCAUCAAACCUGGAAACAGUGUUGUAGUUCUUGGACCACGACUAGAUGCUCCCAAACCUGUUAUCGAUGCUAAAACUCCACAAAAUGUUUUUGUGCCUUCAUAUUCAAAUGCUCGAAGUCCGUCCAUGCUUUCCACUGCCAAUCACAGUGUCCGAUGUUCAACAACAGGGGUCAUCACAGGUCAAGGUCAGGGGUCGUUGAGUGGAUCCCAUCAGCAUAUGUCCAGAUAUUGGAACAUGCAAACUUACUCUAAUUUUUGGAAGAGGCUCAGGGGGCCUCCUGGUGCACAACAUGAUGUCAGCUCCCCAUAUAAAAGGGGACGUCCCCAGAGCCCUCCUCAGGUUCAGCGUUCUGGGUACCCUUAUGGUCAAGAACCUCAAUCCCAUCCACGGUUCAGUGUCGCCCCAGGAUAUUAUCCCCAUUACCAACAGGGCGAUCAACAGUCACAGGACCGUUACAGAGAAGCAGAGUAUUUACAUAUCAGACGACGCCCAUCCCUGCUGCCAGACUACCACGGGAGUCAUGCUGCAGCCAAUAUAGAGCGACUGGAGAGAUACAGACGAGGGGCUGCCGACGUUUUGCCAUAUGGACAGGAAAAUAUGGGUAACCUUCAGGCCCAAGCCCAAGCACAAGCCCAGGCCCAAGCUCAAGCCCAGGUUCAGGUCCAGGUGCCAGUGGGAGAGCCUGGACCAAGUCCUGGUCAGUCUCAGCACUCGCACCCUGGACCUCAGAUGCCAAAGAGACCACGUUUGGCUAUAGACCGACCAGAGCUACAGCAACCUCUUCAUAUUGAUGUCAAAAAGGAGCCAACAUACAACCCCCAAGUUGAGGCGAUAUCCCCAACACUGCCAGCCGAUGAGAGUAACAGCCGCUCAUCUAAAGAUGAGCUGUUACAGGCCAUUAGUCGUGUAGACAGGGAGAUCUCUAAAGUGGAACAACAGAUAUUGAAACUGCAGAAAAAGCAGCAUCAGAUUGAAGAAGAAACAUCUAAACCUCCAAGGGAGAAAUCAGAGGCUCCAGAAAUAUCUUCUUCUGAAACGAAACACCAAAGCAUUGCACAAAUAAUCUACGCUGAAAAUAGGAAAAAGGCAGAAGAAGCACAUUCAUUGUUUAGUAAACUUGGACCAAAGAUUGAGCUGCCCCUGUACAAUCAGCCAUCAGAUACUUUAGUGUAUCAUGAGAACAAAAGAAAACAUGCUCUUUUCAAGAGUCGACUUAUACUGCACUUCAAGAAGCGACACCAAGCUCGCAGGAUCAGGGAACGUUACCUGACAGACAGAUAUGAUCAGCUGAUGCAGGUAUGGCUGAAAAAGAUGGAACGGGUGGAAAACAAUGCUAAACGCAAGGCCAAAGACGCAAAGAUGAGGGAAUAUUAUGAGAAAAUUUUCCCAGAAAUUAAAAAGUCCCGCGAAGACAAGGAGAGAUUUUCCAGGGCUGGUACAAGAAGUGGAAAUAUUGGCCCGUACGCCCGCAGUGAGGCAGAGUUUGAACAAAUUGUUGAUGGACUGCAUGAACAAGAGGAGGAUGACAAGAAGAUGCGUAGCUACGCAGUCAUCCCACCCAUGAUGCUGGAUGCACGUCAAAGGAGUCUGCGUUACCUUAAUAACAAUGGACUGAUCUUGGACGCUAUGGAGGAGUGUAAGGAGCGUUCUAACAUCAAUGUGUGGACGCCCCAGGAGAAACAGAUCUUUAAGGAGAAAUAUCUACAGCAUCCUAAAAAUUUCACCGUCAUACAACAGUACUUAGAGCGCAAGACUGUGGCUGACUGUGUGCAGUAUUACUAUCAGACCAAACGUAGUGAAAAUUACAAACAACUGCUUCGUAAACAAACUGUGAAGAAAACAAAACGGCUUCAGAAACAGCAGCCGGCUGCUGCGAUUAAGGAGGAACCUAAAGAGGAAUUGGAGGAGCCAGCGUCUUCUGUACUGUCUAUCACUGGUACAGCCAUACCACCUCCCCCAGAACCUGCUGUUAUCAAAAAAGAGGAAGAGAAGGUUGAAGAUGAUGACUCAUCCGAUGACAAUGAGGUCUCUACUUCUGGUGCUGGUGAAGGUGGAAUACAUCAGUGUGCGAUAUGCUCACAACAGUUGGAACACUAUGGUCUGAGCCGACCCUUGACUCGUGCUAACUGUGAGCUGUAUGGCAUGACAGAGACUGAUCUCAAACUAGACAUGAGAGUGUGUAGUAGUUGUCGAUGUAAAUCUGUACGCCGUCGUUAUACACAGUGUCCUGUUCCAACUUGUAAGACGCCCAAGAGAAAAGUUAAGCGGCUUCGACCGUUGCCUCCAAAAUGGGCCGAUCUGUCUGCAGAUGUGAGGGAACCCAUCAUUAAAGAUCUUCAGUUGACCGAAGAGAUUACCAAGUGUUGUUCAGCUUGUUUCAACAGGAUUGCGAGAAGACUUGGCACUAAUCCACAGACUAACGAACCAAUCGUUCCACUUGUACCAGAGUCAAAUGAUGCAGAAGUAGUGGAAACAUCCAGAUGGACAGAGGAAGAAAUGGAAGUAGCCAAACAAGGUCUGAGACAACAUGGCCGAGACUGGGCAGCCAUUGCCUCCAUGGUGGCCACAAAAACUGAAGCUCAGUGUAAAAACUUCUACUUCAACUACAAGAAGAAGUUUAACCUAGAAUCUAUCAUACAGGAACACAAAGAGAGGCAAGAAGAUGCUAAGCUGAAGGAAGGUGACAAACGCACUGUUUCCAUCUGUGAGAGCAUGGCAUCGACGGUGACUGCAGAGUCUGGGGGAGAAGAGGACAUAUCGUCCGAUAUUGACUCUGAUACUGCAAGCGCACCCAGUCCAACUCCUGGUGCGGAGGAAGGUACCAUGAAGGACAGGAUAGUGAAACCUGAUGUGAACAUGGAGACGACCAACGAGGCCCAACCGUCACAGCCCUUGAGUCUGUCCCAGAAUAACCUGACCUCAAUCAAACCUCUCAGCACCUCCCAAGGCAGUCUACGCAGCAUUGAUAAUGACAGCAGUGCCACAAUGAGUGCUGAUGAGGCACCACCCACCUCUGGAAGUGGGACCAGUCACGGGGUGUCCAGUGAGGCCAGGGACACAUUUAGUCCGCGAACAUCUGGUAUUCCAGCAACAAGAUUAAACUUGACACACCAACAUCCCACAGCUUCAUCCCACCUGCCACAUUCCACUGGCUUGCAUCCAGCGGUGAUGACAUCACAUGCAGCUUCACAGCAGCCUCAACACCAGGUGGCGCCACAUUCACAAGCUGGCAUAUCUGGAACGCAAAUGCUUGCAUCAAUGGGCCAUGCACAGGGUCCUGCUGGUAUCCCGUUCUCACAAGGUGGAGUUGCGCCGUAUCACUAUUCAGCUAAGGGUGGUUCCAUAACCCAAGGUCGCCCAGUCACUCAGCUUUCAUCAUCCAUGGCAGGAGCUGGGGACAACGAUAGGCGUCCUCAAGAUGUUCCUAUUAUCAAAGAAUCCCCUCCAUCGGGGCCUCCUCAACCCUCAUCUGGGGCCCAACAAAUGAUGCCAGAUUUUACAAAUAGAAACAAACAGUUUCUCCAGAAUUUGCUGAUGCCGCAGGAUCAGGGUCGCCCGUCCAGUACAUUGUCGGAGCCAGGCCUGAUGCCACCCUCAGCCCCUGCCCAUCGAAGUCUGUCACCAAGUGGGGACAGACGUGGCCACAAACCUGCAUGUGUCCGUGACCUUAUCAACUCGGCUAUUGAGAGGAACCUAGGACAUCCACGCACUUCUCAUCAGGACUCUCCUCAUCCUGAGAAACGCCCAGCGUCGUCUGAACCAGUGUACAGUCCACAACUUCUCAACACCAUGCAGCCGCAGUACAUAAUACAGGACCUCCGCAAGGACAAGCCAGAGCAAUCUGUGUCGCCGGCUUAUUCUGGUCGUAAUUCUCUCUCUCCAUAUCAAACCAUGGCACGACAACUUGAAAAGGAGGCUGACAUGCGUGAGGCAAGAGAUAUGCCACAAGACUUAUCUAAAGGGCCCCAUGGCUACCGUGGCAACCCGAGAGAUAUGGAUCCACGUUCUGGAGGACAUUCUGAAUUUCGGCGACAUGGUGAAGAUGCAUCUAGACAACCAGUAGCACCACCUCCCGCACAUUCACAGCGUCCUGUGUUGUAUCCUCCAACAGAAAUUCCUGGGCGACAGUCUGCAGAGGGACACAAAUCACCUAGUCCCUACCCUCAUGAUAGACAGAGCUCUCCUGCUUUGAGGCAUCUUUCGCCCAGCACAUCCCCCUAUGCCCAUGUGCCCCCGGGGCUGGACCCCCACCGAGCUGCCCAGCCAAAUAGACAGGGAGUCAUUCCACCUCCACCUCCAUUAAUCAAUAAAGGCCCAUCUCCAAAACUUCCCAAGUCUCCGCCUACUAGUGCUCAUCCUUCAGCCAUUGUUGGCAUGCACCAUGGUUCUAUCACACAUGGAACUCCUGGUUCUAUCACUCGUGGCACUCCAGUGGUGUCCAUGCCACAGGGGAUGCCCCCCACAAGCCACCCUAAUAGUAGUGGAGGGAUGGCCGCUAGUCGGUCUUCACACAUUGAUAGUCGUCACCAGCAGCAGGUACGAGCAGUUGGAUCCAUCACUUCAGGUACUCCUAUCAACAGGGAAUCUGCUUCAGGACGAGGGGGUCCACAGGGAGGGGAUCCCAGAAUGUAUGACCCCAGAUUCCCUCAGAACAUGUAUGACCCAAGGAUGAUGCUUUCAGAGCGAAUGCGAAUGUUCCCACAGGGAAUUCCAUAUCCUUAUCAACAGCCAGGAGAGCAGCAAACAAUGAGCAAACAGAUCAAUGUUGAUUUCAUGACCGCUCAACAGAUGCAGCAACAGCGUCAUGCUCCUGGCAAAGAGAGAGAGGGUCCAGUAUCUCCCCGAGGGGGCCCCAAGGAAUCAGGACGCCAGCAUCAACCUCUCAUGCCAGUGCAUCCAGGGUACCAGGCAGGACUCAUGUAUGCUCACCAGCCUCCGACAUCAAUGUCAGAACGUGGAGGUAAUACAAGGUCCUCACCUCACCCUUCCUCACAUGGUACGCCAUCCCCUCAUGAAGAAAAUCUCUCACCUGGCUGGCCCCGUCCACAGAUGGCAGGGCACAGUCACAGUCCCAAUGUUACACCAACAAAUCGUAGCAUCACUGCUGGAACAGGACGACCAAGUGUCAUAACUGAUAUUACUAAUCGACAGGAAGCAUAUACAGGAGAAGGGCCAGCUUUGAUGAGGUCGCAGGCCAUGUCACCGCGACAGUAUCCAGACGGCCAUUUCCAAAACCAUCCAGCCAUGAUGGGUCAUCGACGUGUACCAUCUGCUCAGUCGGAAUAUAGUAGACGUCAGUAUCAAGAAGAAAGACAUGAUCUGACGCAGGAACACGAACGCAUGGAGCAAGAGAAGAGACGCAAGAGUGAUGAGAUGCAGCAAAGAGUCCGUGAUGUGCAUGAGCGGUCACGUGGGUUAAGUAUGGAAGAACAGAUUCGUAAGGAAAUCAUGGAGAGCCAACGGAAUGAUGAGAAAAACGACGAUGUUGUUAUGAAGCCUAAGCCAGAAACAUCUCGCAGUCCAGCUGGUAUGCAGCCACAGUCUUCAAAGCUGAAGGAUCCUACAGACCUGUUCAAGGCCUUUGUGUCUGACCAGUCCCCGUCAACAGCAACACGUGACAGCCCACGAGGAGCAUCAGCUCUCACAGCUGCUAAUCUCAUUGAUGCCAUCAUCAUUCACCAGAUCAACCAGUCAAAAGAUGAACCCGACAACAUCAUUCCGAAACAGGAAGUGCAACCAGUAGGUGCUGCCCCCUCUAGUCAACUUGUACCAGAGGCAGUAGAGACAACACAAGCAAUGGCCCCUCUUCAAGACCAGAAAUCUCCUACUCAGUUGCACGGAAAAAAGAAAUGGAUCAAUGAAUCUCAGUCAGGCUCAACCCCACGGGCAACUCCCCCCACUCCAACUAGUAGUACAGGCAGUGCCCCUCAGAUGCCAACCCCACCAGAACGGCGUGCGCAAGGGCUAUCAACGUCCCCUGGUGUUGCAGAUGUUAAUCGGGUGCAGGACAAAUCCCCUUCUAGCUUGCCUGGUGGGAGCAAACCGGGAAUGACCCUUGGGGAACACAUUAAUUCAAUCAUACUUAGCGACUACAAUACACGGCCACCUGGUAGCAAGAAUGGUGUACUUAGUCAGCUUGGAGCCCUCCCCAAUAACAGUCCCCCUGACAGUCAACAGGAGCGCAACAACCCCUCGCCAAUGUCAACACACUCGCAGUCAGAUACUUCGUCUACAGUUUCUGCAGAUUCCACUCGCUCCCGAAGCUUCUCCCAUGGAACAACACCCCCACAGAGUGGGUACGGGAGUCACGGGACCACCCCUCCACAAGGAGGCUAUGGGGGACAUGGACUGAAGUGGAAAAAGGCCCAAAUCCAGGAAGCUGAGAGAGAGAUGGCAAGCAGCUCUGGACAAACCGAAUCCUCCCAAUCCAUAUCCAGUGUAGCUCCUCAUGGGGAAGAUUGGUCGUCACAUCCACCGGAUGGUGCCACGGAAUCAGCAGAACGGAAGCAUCACACACCUGAUCAAUCACAUUCACCUAGACUGCGUUCUCCACAUAUCAGUAGUCUGUCUGACUCAAAAUCACCAAUGGCCUCUACUGAUAGCAGCGAUGUCCUGCCAACCAAGAUUUCACCGCCCCGAUCCCCGCGUUCUCGAUCGGGAUCUGUGACAGCCAGUCACCAGCACAUCACCAGUCUUCUGUCACGCCCACAGAUGAGUUAUCCACCACACAGUGAGAGUACAGGUAAUUCUCCUCCAUCUACAGAGUCCUCCACUGGCCAAAAAUCAGUCAGCGUUCCUGCUGAUAUCUCUCCACUUGACUAUGUCAAGAACAAAAUUGCUGAGGUGCUACGUGACGACAGCAUUAAUGACAUGCCCAAACCUCCAGGCCCACCACGGGGAUCACUUUCUUCCCCUCAGCAGUCUGGCUCUCCCAGAGGUAAUGGUAUAGGAAAGCUUCUGCAGGCUCCUGGUCUACAGGGAUAUACUGCUCAGCAGGGGCGGGCCUUGUCACCUAUGACAACUAUACAGGGUGACCACAUCAAGGGGCACCAAAGAGAAAUGCAGGGGUCACAAGUGGGGCACCAAAGGGAUACACCAGGAUCUUCUAUUGGGCAUCAGAGGGAAAUAAGUGGAGCUCCAUUGGUGCACCAAAGGGAGAGGGAAAUGCAAGGAUCACAGAUGGGGCACCAAAGGGAGAGGGAAAUGCAAGGAUCACAGAUGGGGCACCAAAGGGAAAGAGAUAUGCAAGGAUCACAGAUGGGGCACCAAAGGGAGAGGGAAAUGCAAGGAUCGCAGAUGGGGCACCAAAGGGAAAGAGAUAUGCAAGGAUCACAGAUGGGGCACCAAAGGGAGAGGGAAAUGCAAGGAUCACAGAUGGGGCACCAAAGGGAGAGGGAAAUGCAAGGAUCGCAGAUGGGGCACCAAAGGGAUAUACCUGGAUCUCAGAUGGGGCACCAAAGGGAAAAUAUGUCAGCACUCCAAAUAGGGCAUCAGAGGGAUAGAGAAAAUAUGACAGGGCCUGCAAUGGCAAGUCAACGAGAUAGAGCAAAUUUGUCUGGGUCCCAAAUAAGUCAUCAGCGAGAAAAUGUGUCGGGGACGCAAAUAGGUCAUCAACAGGAAGUUCCAAGGCCUUUGUCUGGACAUCAAAGGGAAUCUUCAGAAACAUCAGGGGGACAUCUUGAUUCCACACACCAACAGAAUACCCAGCCACACCUUGGUCACCAGAGAGAGGCUACCCAUCACUCUGGAGGUCAGCGUGAAUCACAAGACUGGGAACCAACAAGUCAGUCAGAUUCAAAUAACUAUCCCACCAGCUCAACACAGUCUGGGGGAGAGGGACAGAGUGUUGAAAAAGAGGGAAAGCCAGGUGGUGGAGCUGGGGACAAAAUAUCAUCAAUGCACCACCCGCUUAGAAAACGUGGCAUGUUCAGUCGGUCACGUGUUGUGCGAGAUGAAGCUGGUGGGAAGUUCACAGUCACUGCUUCCGGGCGUGAUCACACAAAGUCUAGCCCAACAUCAGCCUCUGAUAUGCAGAGGCCAGCCCCUGAAAAGAAAGGUCCACGAUCAGAGUAUGACUUUCCUGACAGCCCUGAUGACGAUCAGUUGGUUGCUAAAAAGCCAAGCAGCUACAUGGCUCUUUCUGGGUCCACACGAAGUCCUCGUCGUGGAGUUGUUGAUAGCUCAGAUGGGCGUUCGAGCUCCCAGGGGUCAUCAGAAAGUGGGCGGGGUUCAGAAAGUCAUGUGCAGAGCUCCAGCGACAGUCGGUCUGGUGAAGGACAGGACUCGGGAAGCCAUGAUAGCUAUAGAGGUGGAAUUGAAACAAGCUUUGGACGCCCAGACCAAGGUCCAGGGGAAGCCAAGGUAUCCCGACGUUCAUCCAAACAUGAUUCAGAAGGUGAUGACAGUUCAAACAUUUCCCAUCCAAGCGUGGAUAGCACUCACACCGACAGAAUGGUCAUCGACGAAAUGGCUGGAGUGGACAGUUCAUCUACAGGUGACGUGACUUCUGCUUCAGCAAUGCCAGAACGUCCAAGGUCAUCGCGAUCAUCUCGGGACAGCGACAACAGUCCACGUAGCACCUCAGAGAACCUGGAGAGUGGAGAAUUUGUUUCAUCCCAAGGCCGAAGUCAGGACAAUAUAAGUGGAUCUCUGAGCUUUCCACAUAGGUCACGAAGUCCUCGCGGAGGUGGAAUAGGUGGGGACAUACACUACCAAAGCUCCGAGGCUCAUCCGAAUGUGGAGCCGACAUCUUCAAGUAUUGGAUCAGGCUCAACAGGUUCUGUGUCAUUUCCCAGCGGUCAACAUUCUGAAGCAGACAGAUCGGGUUAUAAUCCACGGUUAGGUGAACAAGUUCUUCUUAGGUCCUCUAAAUAUGAUGAUCUGUCUGAUGACGACGAUUGAACGUCAUGUGAGAUUUUAAUGAAUAAUGUUUAGUGACAGGAUCUAGCUUAGAUGUUGUGCUACAAGAGAUUUUUUUAAGUGUUUUAGCAAAAUAUGAUUCUGGCUUUUUUAGGGUCACUAUUGAAAGUCGUCAGAAAAGAUAGAAAUGAAAUGUGUAGAUACAAAUGGAGGAUGCUUGGGAAGAGUCAAACAUGACAAGAAAUUGUGUUUACUGCACAUAUUGACACACACCUAUUGAGAAAUUAGUGCUAUGUACCAUAUUUUCCGGAUUAAAAGGCGCAGAUUUUUUUCUCAGCGGUCAGGUGUGCAGCUUAUAUGUGGUGUAGUAAAUUUAGUCCCCUUAUUGUAAGAAAUUGAUAGUCAUAAUGACAUCAAAAUUUUUAUGUUCAUUAUGUUUUCAAAUGUAUUCAUAAACCCAGGAAUUCAGUAACAGAAGUUUAACAUUUCUAAUAAUUAAGUGCUAUCUGAAUUUAUAAGCUUUUUGAUCUGCUUCCUAGUCCUUCUAAUAGAAUGCUUGUGCAUUCCUCCUAUCUGUGUUGAAUACAGGUAAUAAGUAUAGAAAGCCAAUACAGUUUCAAAACAAACUACAGGGACACCAAGAGUUCACCUGCUGUAUACAGGAACAAAUCUUAGCCACAAAUUUGACUCAUGUCUGUUUCGCCUUUUUUUGCCAAAUAAGCCAAAAAUGAAACGUGGGCUGAAGUUUUGUGUUGAAGCAGAAAAAUAUGGUUCUUAUAUUUUGAAUUGAAUCUAAAACUGAUAAGCUUUCUUUGAUGGCAAGAAAGUUUCCUUGUUAAGAGAGUACCAUGUGAAUCUCCCUGAAAUAACAUCAGAAUAAAAAUAGAAAGUCCAAAAUACACUGAUAAAAGCGUUCUGGUUUAUUAGCAUCUGAUCAGAACAGCAAAUUCACAAGGCCUUUAGUCAGUAGAAAAGUGAUUGGGCUCUCUACCUUAUUUGAACAGCAAAAUAAAAAAAAACCUGUAGUUAGUACAAAAGUGGAAAGGCACUUUAUUUCAUUAAAUCAGUAAAAUAACUAGGCCAGUAGUCGGUAGAAUAUUGCUGGGGCUCUUUAUCUUACACAUCAAUUUUUUUUGUCUCUUCAAGUUUCCUUAUUGUCAUAAAACUAUCCUACUAACGGAGGAUAUUUUGAUGUGCUGUGAGAUAACCUGCACUUGUACAUAGUUACCUGUUGUAAUACUAGCCAGUAAAAGUUUAGUAUUGUAUGAGCUGUAAAAUUCAAAGAAAGAAAUUCCGUAUGGUUUGACUUUGUAACAGUUUUGAUGUUUUUCAAUGAAUAUUAUGUCUCUGCAUUUCUUUGUUAACCCUGCGAUACAUGUGUUCUAAAGUUUUAGCUUUUUGAAAAAUUUAAAUCCAGAUGGUUUUUAUGCCCAUUAUUUCCUCCAUUUUUUUUUUGUUAGUAAAUUUUGUUUCUGAAGGAAUAUAUUUGUCGUUUAUUGUUAAUGUAUAAAGAGAACUGUUUUGAAAGAUGAGGCUGUUCAUAUCAUUUGUUUAAGAUGAACAUUUGUUAUAAAUCAUAUCAGAAAAAAAUUCAAAACAAGUCUCCAUCAUCAAGAUUUUUUUUUUGUAUUGAUAAUGUGAUUGAAUCAUGACAUGAUCAUUAGUUCAUUUGAUUACAUAAAUUUAUAUAGGAAUCAAGAUCACUUUCUCAGAGAUUUUAUAGCUUCUAUUUUCAUCCUUCGUUUUACGUUAAUCAUUUAAGGUCUGACAUCAAUCUUAGCCAUUAUUGCUUACUAGAUGGCAACUCGUUUAGUUGUAAAAUGAAAACAUUUUGAAACAGAUUUCCUUUUAUUUGAUAUUUCAUUGUCUUUCACAUAGAAAGAACACUGAUUAAUACCAACGUGUAAAUUAUUUUACAUUCUUGUCUGUUUUGAUGAAAAUUCAAGCAAAUUUAACAGAAACAUCCCUACAGUAAUUGUAUUAUUUUUAUAAUUAUGUAAAUUUUUUUUUAAUGGGUUUCUUGGUCAAUAAUUUUCAACCUGCUGUGAUGUUAAAUAUAUGGUUUUUACCAUAUGUUGCUCAAAUCUUGGGGAGAGAAAACUCCAAAAAAUACAAUAAUUCAACAUUUUGGUUCAAGUACUCUCCUCCUGCAUGCAUUAAAUCAGUUUUAGGUUCCAAUUAUAGAUAUUCAUGGAGGCACUGCUGAAUGAUAUUGAUCAAACUGAAAAGUGAAACCAUCUUCUAUCCAUCAUGAAAAAUAGCAUUGCCAUGGAAACCACAGAUAUUAAUUUUGAAGCAUUCAAACAUGUAGAAAAUAUUUACAUUUUUCAAAAUGCAGAAAGUUAGCAUGAAAACCAAAUUUAAAAAGCAGAAUAUUUUCUGUUGGGUUUGUGUUUAAUCUGUAAGACUGUAUUCUGUAUAUCUGUAUUCAUUAAUGGUUUAUGAAACCAAAUUAUUAUUAAAUAUCAUGAUCACCUGGAGUUUUAGCAGUGUUACCAUAUUUGGUCGUUAUGCCCAUAUAUGGUGUUUCCAUGGUCUGAAGUGUCUGUCCUUUAACCCCUUGCAUUAAUUAGUAUGUAAAACUGGUUUCACUAAUUUUGUGAUUAUUGUGUAUCAUGAAACAUUUCUCAACAUUAGCACAAUAAAAAAUGUGUGUAAACAUUAA